This is a messenger RNA of Drosophila novamexicana, 3801 nucleotides long. RefSeq lists its product as uncharacterized. Lineage: Eukaryota; Metazoa; Arthropoda; Insecta; Diptera; Drosophilidae. The transcript is spliced from 9 exons. Gene Ontology annotation, biological process: negative regulation of cytoplasmic translation. Gene Ontology annotation, molecular function: mRNA regulatory element binding translation repressor activity; mRNA 3'-UTR binding; ribosome binding. The coding region runs from base 395 to 2995 and encodes 866 amino acids. The record is from RefSeq and is a predicted model, not a curated record. Gene Ontology annotation, cellular component: cytoplasm; nucleus; synapse.
AGUUUCUAUUUUGGCUGUAAAUUCAUUUUAACGUGGCACUGCUGGCAUUUUCUUGUCAAUAUUAUUUGGAGUCUUGCAAACGGACGUAUAAAUUUCAAUAGUUUUUUACCUUUUGAAGUCGGCACACAAAUAUCCUUCGAUAGUUAAAUUAUUAUUAUUCUUUAUUUUGUUUCACGUAGUUUAAACUAGGAUCGAAGUUCCUUGUAUAAAUUGCAUUAUAAGUGUACACGCCCAAUUGCCAUUUGCAAAGGAAGCGCAGUAAAUUUUCAAGUAAUAGUCAAAUUUUAAACACCUAAAUACCAAAUUUUGUGUGUGGAGAGCACGCAACCCGAGCAACAAAGCAUUUGAGCAUUUCAGCAUUCCAGACCAUCAGAAUAUCAAGACACUUGAGACCAUGUUGGGAAUUGAGGAACUUUAUAUGAGAAAGACGCCAAGUGCUCUGCCAAGUGGGUCGCCCACGCAGGAGACAUUUGAAUUUGGCAUCAACUAUGACGGCAAAGCCAUCGGCAAUAACACCACCAGCAACAAAACCAGCAGCACCAGCAAAUCUUCCAACAUCACCAUUGACGAGAACCUUGGCAUGAUGGCAGCUGGUGAUGGCGAUGGCAGACAGAACUUGGCAUACGACAAUAACUCGAGCAACAACAAUAACGCAAGCCAAUGCAAUUGCAAUCCAAUCACACUGAACGAUCUGCUUGGUUUGUGUGGCGGCAGCGGCCCUGCAAUCGCAGCCCAGGCAACAACAGCACCAGCCCCAACAAAAGUAGCAACAACGGCAGCAGGCAUUGCAAGCGGCGCCGGAGGUAACGGCAGCAGCAGCAGCAGCGGCGUUAAUAACUUGCUACUUGGCAAUUCGGCGACUGCUGCAGCUGCCGCUGUCGCUGCCACUGGCGAUUGCGGUCAAUUGUCAGCGACUGCAGUGUCCUAUGCACCACUGACACCGAGCUCAACUCAGUCCUCGGCCUCGCCAGGCACCAAGUCAAGUUUUGAUUACUUUCAGUUUGAAAAUGUUGCACAAAGUAACCCACUUAAGGCUUUCCAAAGAUCAAACAUCAGCUUCGAUUGCUCUGCACCCUUAUCGCCAAGUACGCCUUCAUCUAUUUACAAUCGCUCCUUUCACAGUUCACCUUUAGUCAGCGACAGCAGCAAUUCCUCCAGCGCCAAUGGUUUAUCGUUAGAUUCGAUUAAUAUGCUUUAUCAGCAGCAGAGCUACAGCAACUUGAGCGGCACUAACAGCGGUAAUCUCGGACUCAAUUUACAAAAUGCAUCCACGCGAUCGAAUUCACCGGAGAGUCAGAACAGCAAUCAAUCCUUCAACGAGCCAAAUCUCUUGGAUAUGAUUAAUCUGCUCUCAGUGAACAGCAACAAGCUGCAGCAUCAGCAACAGCAACAGCAGCAGCAACAACAACAGCAGCAGCAGCAAUUACAACAGCAACAACAACAACAACAGGCUCAACAUCAUCAUCAGCAGCAGCAGCAACAACAACAGCAGCAGCAGCAAUUUGCCAACAUUAAUCGAAACUAUGAGUCGCAGCUGUUAAGUGGAUCGCAACAAAAUUUUGAUUUGAGCAACAACGAUUGCCUGAAUCAAUGUAGUCUAGAUAACUUUUCCAUUGUGGACAUGGAGCUGGCAAAGCUGCAGAAUCUGCAGCGCAUCAAUACGCUCAAAUUGCUGCAAGCACAAACGCAGCAAAUGCCGUUGCUUAAUCAACUGCUACAAAGCUAUGCAAGCAAUUUGCCUACUGCCGGCAGCUCAAACAGUCUGAAUAACACUUCAAGUGCUAGCUUGGGCAAUCUAGUGGGUGGUACUGGCAGCACUGUGGGUGUAGCACCAAGUUCUAUUGGCAGUAAUAGUGAUUGGCAUCUGGAUCGUGUCGCCAAGUUUUAUAAGAACUCGGCCGCAAUAUGUGAAGCAACAUGUACUUGGAGUGGCCAACUGCCGCCACGUUCGCAUCGCAUGUUGAACUAUUCGCCUAAAGUGUUUUUGGGCGGUAUACCGUGGGAUAUCAGUGAGCAAUCAUUAAUACAGAUCUUUAAACCCUUUGGCUCAAUUAAAGUGGAAUGGCCCGGCAAGGAACAGCAGGCUGCACAACCCAAAGGAUAUGUGUACAUCAUUUUCGAAUCUGAUAAACAGGUGAAAGCCUUGCUCUCAGCUUGCGUAUUGCAAGUUGAUGAUUCGCAUAGUGGCAGCAACUAUUUCUUUAAGAUUUCCUCUCGGCGCAUCAAAUCCAAAGAUGUGGAAGUAAUACCCUGGAUUAUAGCCGAUUCCAACUAUGUACGCUCCAGUUCCCAAAAACUGGAUCCCACUAAAACGGUUUUCGUGGGUGCCUUGCAUGGAAAACUAACUGCCGAGGGCUUGGCAACAAUAAUGGAGGAUCUAUUUGAUGGUGUGCUUUAUGCUGGCAUUGACACGGAUAAAUACAAAUACCCAAUUGGCUCCGGACGAGUUACUUUCAGCAACUUUCGUUCGUAUAUGAAAGCUGUAUCGGCUGCCUUCAUUGAAAUUCGCACCACCAAAUUUACAAAGAAAGUUCAGGUGGAUCCAUAUCUGGAAGAUGCUUUAUGUUCAAUUUGUGGCGUCCAGCACGGGCCUUACUAUUGUCGUGAAUUGUCUUGUUUUCGUUACUUUUGCCGCAGCUGUUGGCAAUGGCAACACAGCUGUGAGAUUAUUAAGAAUCACAAGCCAUUGACACGUAACUCAAAGUCGCAAACAUUGGUGGGCAUUGGGCCUUCGACGUCUUCCUCCACGAUUUCGUUGACGUCCUCGGGUAACCGAAUGAAUAUGGAUCAGAAACUGCAGCAACAUGGUCAUCAUAAUAACCAGCAGCAGCAGCAACCUCAACAGCAACAGCAGCAGCAGCAACAAAAACGUAUUCAGCUCCAGCAACAUGCCAAUCAGCAGGCAAACAACUUAAACCUUUUGUCAAAUGCAGGUGCCAACAACGCUGCAGCCAACUCAUUGUACAAAUAUCAGCAACAUCAGCCGACGAUAUAAGCGUGUAUCUACUCCAAACUUUGUGCGCACUUUUAGCGUGCCGUUUUAACAUAGUUCCAUAUUUAUGUUCAUCAUGGGAUGUAAUUUUGAAUUUUAAGUGAUACCAAAAUUUUUGCACUUUUAGGCAACAGGAAGCUUAACCUUUCCGAAUGGACAGAUUUGGACAAAAAUUAUUUGUGUUGCACACCCAAUCACAAUGAACCUUGUAAAGUUAUUCAUUUAUUUGAUGUAUUUACUUAAACGGUACGAUAUUUAGUAUAUGUACAUAUACACUUUUUUCUUUUAGGCUAUACACACGAGCAUUUCUCACAUAAUCAACUCGUAUAAAUAAUAUUUUUUGAUAAUCAUGCUUACAUAUCAGCAUUUGAAGCGGGCAUUCGAAUGCCAAUCGAAACCGCCAGCUACUUGAAAUGGGCCAUUUCAAUUACGUUUCUCUAUUUUUGGCUAAGAAAGCUGUUCCUAUUUUCCAUUCAGUAUUUAUCUAAUUUAAGACUCUGCCAUUCUGGAAACUGGAAACUGCACAAAUUAUUUUUGUUUAGCUUUUCCUUCCCGUUAUUAAGUUUAUAUAUAUUUUGUUAUUGUGCUAUUAAUCAGAAAUUUUAUAGCUUCUGUUUUUAUUAGCCAAGCGCAGAAAUAUUUUUCUGAUUUGUCCGUAAAGCGUUUAUCACAAAUUCCAAUUUUUAAGUACGAUUUAAAAGUUGAGAAUUUAUCAAUUGGUCUUAAGUUUUGUCACACUGAAUUUGUUAUAUAGUUAAUGUUUAGUUUAUGUUUUUCAUAGAUUUAAAGAUUUUUUUGUUGAACAUUUA